Molecule: messenger RNA, 3266 nt
Organism: Maniola jurtina (meadow brown)
Lineage: Eukaryota; Metazoa; Arthropoda; Insecta; Lepidoptera; Nymphalidae
Product: TBC domain-containing protein kinase-like protein
Exons: 13
Coding region: 264-2675 (803 amino acids)
Biological process (GO): activation of GTPase activity; protein phosphorylation
Molecular function (GO): GTPase activator activity; ATP binding; protein kinase activity
Source: RefSeq, a predicted model, not a curated record
ACAACUGCAGUAAAAUAGUUGAAAAAUGUUUACCUUUUUGAAGAAUUUCGUGAUUUCGUGUUUUCGAAAAAUAUAGUAAAUAAACGGGUCUUAAUAACCUUUGGGAACAUAAUUAAUGAUAAUUUAUCCAAGGGGUUUUACAUUUUGUAUGUACAUUUAAGGAUUUAUUUAUUACUCUUAAUUAGGUAAUUACUCGUAAUUUUGAACAUUUGGCUGUACAAGUUUCCGCCCCUAUCUCAUAAUAGCGAUAAAAUCUGGAUAAAAUGAAUGAAGACGAGAACUAUAAGUUUGCAGCAUGCACUUUCUUUGCAAAGAAUCAUCCAGGGGAAACCUGUGGGAGCAACGGACUGCCUUUAACCCCAAGUUCAGUAACCAUACUUGGAAGGUCCCAGCGAUUGUUGACGAUUGAACAUCCUAAUCUUUGUACAUAUCUGGAUAUUAUUAGAGGGAAACAUGAAAGAAUCAUAGUAGUGGCUGAGGUAUUAGGAAAGUCCCUAUCAGAGUACAUAUCCAAAUUCUCCUUUGAUGAAGUUCUCAACAUAGCAGUCCAAGUAGCUCACGCCAUGAAGUUUCUUCAUAAAAAUGACAUAACACACAGAACUCUAUCAGAGGAUAAUAUACUGUUGGACAGUACAGGGAGGGUGAAGUUGUUCAACUAUGGACUGUAUUAUAUGACUAAUGGGGGAAAUGAGGUGCCAUUCCCACUUGGGCUACCUCGAUAUUUAAGUCCAGAAACAAUCCUAAAUGGAGGUGGUCCAGCAGCUGAUAUAUGGGCUUUCGGUAUAAUUCUUCUUGAAAUGUGUAUUGGAAAGCUGUGGAGCAGCUUGAAACCUGGCCCCAUAUUAAGAAGGAUACUGACUCUGGUGCAUGCUAACAACCCAGCUGAAAGGAUAGCUAGAGAACAUGACUGUUAUGAAGAAUAUAAGAAAGUUCCCGAAAAUAUCAGAAAUGUUAUAGAAAAAUGCUUAAAAAUAUAUCCAAGUGAGAGAACAACAUUUGCAGAACUUUUUGAAGAGUUAUCACAAAUGAGUAGUCAAACACCUUUAGAAAUUAAGAAGCCUCGUGGCUUAAUGGGAUGUAAGCUGCAGUAUCUUUAUUACUGGUGGCAGUUAACAGGAGGGGAUAUACAGGCUGAGUUGAAAAAGAAUGGACUGAUUAAAAAUAGUCCCCCCAUAUUGUCUAUGCCUAUAGCAAUCCUUUUAGAUGGAUGUACCAUUGGUGGAAAGACAGGUGCAUUAUUCGACCGUCGAAUAGCUAAAUACAGUUUGGAUUUACUGAAGAAUCGCCUCAGCCACAUCCCACCGCAGGACUUCUACCCGUUAAUGCAUGAGAGGAAAAGAGAUUAUGAUGCAGUUGCUUUACCAAAGAUUAUUAGGGAAAGGGAUACGGAGUACCAGUUUUAUAGAUUACUGUGGUUCGAAAGACUUUUGCAUGGCUACCCAUAUACAGCGCAGUACAUAAGAGCAGAAGCGGAGAUCGACAUUCCCCCUCUAGUGAGGGGGGAGGUGUGGGCUGCUUUGCUGGGCGUAGUGGGGGACAUAGAGGACCAAUACGAGAGGAUUGACAAGGAGACUCCCACGCCUACGGAUAGACAGAUUGAUGUGGACAUACCGCGUUGUCACCAAUACUGCUGGUUGCUAUGCGGCUCAGCGGGACACAAAACCCUCAAGAGGUUACUAAAAGCCUGGUUGCUGACGAACCCACAGUACGUAUACUGGCAAGGAUUGGACUCCUUGACGGCUCCGUUUUUGUAUCUCAAUUUUUGUAAUGAAGCACGCGCCUUCGCCUGUCUCUCAGCGUUCGUACCUAAGUUCCUGCAUAAGUUCUUCCUAAAGGACAACAGUGCAGUAAUCAAGGAGUACCUAGCCAAGUUCUGGCAAAUGACCGCCUUCCACGAACCGGAGCUAGCUACGCAUUUACACGAAAUCAACUUUGUACCUGAACUGUUCGCUAUACCAUGGUUCCUAACGAUGUUUUCCCAUGUAUUUCCCCUACAUAAAAUCGUCCAUCUAUGGGACGCGCUUCUAGUGGAAGGAACGUCUUUACCUCUUUUCAUGGGAGUUGGUAUCCUUCGGCAAUUGAGAGUUACCCUUCUGGAGUCUGGAUUCAAUGAGUGCAUUUUACUGUUUUCCGAUUUACCCGAGAUUGAUAUUGGAGAGUGUGUCAAGGACUCGAUUGAAAUGUGUCGGAUUUCGCCUCGAAGUAUAAGCUACAGAAGAUUUACAAAUGAACCAGAAAUAAAGGAUCCAAUGGAUAUCGUCGAGGUCCCUAUGGAAGUGCUACUGACUGAGAUCUGUCCUCACCUCAGUUUGUCAGAUUUCUUCUCGCUGGUAUGUCAAGACAAAUGCUGUGUCGUCGACAUCAGAUCGAAUUUGUUAUACGAGAAGAGUUGCAUAGACGGCAGUAUCAACGUACCGUACAGCGGGGUGCAUCUUGGGCAGCACGAGCUAAGGUCUCUCGGUCUGCAGCCGUACAAGACCCUGACUGAGGCGAUCAAGGCGAAGAAAGUCAUAGUGGUCACCUCCGCUGAGGACGAGACGGCGCAAUUAUUCAGUGAAUACUUGGUGAAGUGCGGCGCGGCGCGCGUGUGCGUGCUGCACGGCGGCGUGUCCGCGCUGCACGCGCACGUUCCCUCACUCUUCACUGUGCCUCCCAAGAAGAACGGGCAGAAAUAACCUCCCCUGCCCUAUGCUUGUAUGUCGUACUACGAAGUGACUAGUGAGGCGCGACGGUGUGGUCUGUGCCGCCGCGCCGCGAUAUAUCGCGUAAAGUGAAGUGAGGCGCGACCGUAGGAUAUCUAUCCGGCCGCGUGGUUGGUUCGUCAAUCAAUACCUGGUGAAGUGCGGUGCGGCGCGCGAAUUUGUGCUGCAGAGCGAUUCAUAGAUUCUCGACGUUGCGUUCAAUUCAUAAUUUGUUUGAAAUUAUUGGAGACUGAAUAUUAUUUUCUGGGUUUUUGCCGUUUUGUAUAGUAAUUAAAUAUGGCAACUGAUUUUGAAUGAGAUGAUGUUGUUGAAAAAUAUUAAGUACCAAAUCUAAAAUAUUAAUUAGGUACUAGGAAUAAUAAGUAAUAAGAUUACUGUCAUGUUAGAUAAAGAAACAAUUUUUUUUAUUAACUUAAGCAUUUAUUUAGUUUAUUGUAUGUAUAUAGAAAUACCUAUAUCCUAUUAUAUCUUGCUCAUUGUAAGUAUGUACUUCAAGGAAGAGAAAGUAAGAUCUGUUAAGUGCAAUUUUAUAAUCAAAAUAAAGUUCGUUAAAAACGAAGGUGA